CUCACAGUUUUCUCCAGUUGGUAGAGCAUCCUAAGACCAAUAAAGCAACAAUUUUUGGAUUCUUUGUCUCUCUCAUAAAAGCUGUUAAACACCUAGACUCUCUCUGAAACGCUUUUCUCUUGUGGGUUUCUCUGCAAAACGUUUUUCUCUAAGCAAAACUCAGAGUCUUUUCCAUUAUGAGAAAAGAGAGGGAAAACUAUUUAUGACCCGAGAGUGAGCUAGUUUUUGAUAAAUAUUUUUUCUUUUGUGUGUGUGUGUGUGUGUGAGGGUUUUUUUUUUUUUUAAUUUGUCGAUCUUGGUUUUUAAGAUCUGUUUUGUUGACAAUGAAGUCGUCAACUCGGCUUGAGUCAGCUGUGUUUCAGCUCACUCCAACCCGGACAAGGUGUGAUUUGGUGAUAUCUGCCAAUGGAAAGACGGAGAAAAUAGCUUCUGGAUUGCUGAAUCCAUUUCUUGCCCACUUAAAGACUGCUCAGGAACAGAUGGCUAAAGGGGGUUAUUCGAUUGUGCUUCAGCCAGAGUCUGGCAGUGAUGCAACAUGGUUCACAAAGGGAACCAUUGAAAGGUUUGUUCGCUUUGUGAACACUCCAGAGAUCUUGGAGAGAGUUUAUACAAUAGAAUCUGAGAUCUUGCAAAUUGAGGAGGCAAUCUUGAUUCAAAGCAACAACGAGAUAGGGUUGAGUACCGUAGAAGAAAUUCCAGCAAAGCCUAUGGAAAGCAUUAAAGGUAGCCGCCCUUUGCCGGACUCUAAUGAGGAGAAAGCCAUUGUUCUCUAUGAGCCUGGAGAACGUCCUCCUGAAGCAAAUGGAUCUGCCACACAGAAGGGAAAUUCAAGAGUCCAGCUAUUGAAAAUCCUAGAGACACGGACAACUGCAUUACAGAAGGAGCAAGGCAUGGCCUUUGCGCGUGCUGUUGCUGCAGGUUUUGACGUUGAUCACAUGGUGCCUCUGAUGUCGUUUUCUGAAAGCUUUGGGGCCUCACGAUUGAAGGAUGCUUGCAUGAGAUUUAGGGAAUUAUGGAAAAGAAAGCAUGAGACUGGUCAGUGGGUUGAAAUUGGAGAAGCCGAGGCUAUGCCUAACCAAUCAGAUUUUUCUACUAUGAAUGCAUCGGGCAUUAUGCUUUCUAAUGCGCUCAAUCAGCAGAAAGAAUUUAGUGAAACUUCUGAAAAUGAUGGCAGAGCAAGCAUUGGUGCAAAUGCAGAUGAGAAGCUUCCAAUGGAUCACCAAUCACCCAUCACUCAAGAACAUUUUCAAGGGCAGUAUCCACACCAUAUGUUCCCUCCCUGGCCGAUUCAUUCACCGCCUGGUGCACUACCAGUUUUUCAAGGGUAUCCCAUUCCAGGCAUGCCUUACUAUCAUAAUUAUCCAGCAAAUAGCCCAUAUUUUCAGCCACCUUAUCCUUCAGCUGAGGAUCCUAGACAUAAUGCUGGAAAAAGAAUGGGACAGAGAAGGAAUUCCAUGGAUGGUAGAGACAUUGGUACUGAAUCUGAAACCUGGGAGACAGAUGGCCCUAAAGCGAUUUCUCAGGAUGACGCAGAACCCGAGAAACAAACUUCUAGAAUCCGAUCUGGUAGAAAGCAAUCUGGUGUAGUUAUCAUUCGGAACAUUAAUUAUGUUACUUCAAAGGGGCAAGAUGCUUCGGAUAGUGAAACAGAAUCAGCUUCAUACUGUGAAACUGAUGAUGAAGAUGGAGAUAUAGGAGGCACUGCCCAAGAGACAAAGCACAAAAGCAGUUUGAGAUCUUCAAAAAGAAAAGAGGGUCAUUUAUCAUCUAUGGAUGUGGACAUGCGAGGGACUGUUAAUGGGAAGGAUGAAGAGCGUGGACCGUGGCAAGCAUUUCAAAACUUUCUACUGAGAGAUGCUGAUGAAGAGGAACGUGGUGUUGACCGAGAAAUGUUUGCAAUGGAAAAGGGGGUUCGAGCAAGACAGCAACAGAGUACAGCUGGUGACGAUCCUUUAGCUUCAUGUGGUCGAGAUAUGGGUGGGUAUCACCAAGGGAAUAUUACAGAUAUGCAUAAAAUUAGUGGAAAUAUAGCUCGCAGGCCUAAGGGAUCAAGAGAUGAAUUAUUGAACUCUGGAAGAGUGGAUCAAUCUGGUGAUGGUAGAAGGUUCAGAGAUGGUCAAAUGGAUUUACAAUCCACAGAAAUGAAUGGCGGAAGGGGUGGAUAUAGGAGGACCACAAAUGAAGAUUUGUUUAUUCAUAGACGGGAAAAUCAAUCAGGUUUUUUGAAUUCUCCAACAGAUCCACUGACUGUUAAUGGAUUUGAGCAAGCAACUAAUGAUUUGGAUAGAAGGUCAUCACAUAACAUGGGUGAUGAUUCCUACAUAGUACCAUUGAGGUCAGCUACACAAGAUCAAGUUGGAAGUGAUGGAAGAAAUGCUAUUGACAUGGCUUCUGAGUUUCCAUCAUCACAUCAGAUGACACAGAGCAAGUCUAAUAGUGUUGGAAACCUAGUCAGUUAUGAACCGGAUGAAUUAAGUUUGAUGCCUGAGCGUGGAGGGGAAAAGGGAUUGUCUGGUUUUGAUCCUGCCUUGGAUUAUGAAUUGCAAGCUAAUGUUCAAGAUGGUGCUUCACUGAAUAAGAAAAAUAAGGAGGCUGUGACUGAUGCCAAGCAAGGGUCCAAGAAGUUAGUCAAGGACCGGAGAACAAAACUUAUGGAUUCUUCAGAUAAGAAGAGUGUGGGACCAAUAAGGAAAGGAAAGCCUUCAAAGUUGAGUCCUCUGGAUGAAGCAAGAGCCCGUGCUGAGAAACUAAGAACCUAUAAAGCUGAUCUGCAGAAAAUGAAGAAACAGAAGGAAGAGGAAGAGUUAAAACGACUGGAAGCUUUGAAGAUAGAGAGGCAAAAGAGAAUUGCUGCUAGAGGCAGUUCAAUUCCUGCUCAAUCACCUUUGCUCUCACAGCAAACCCGAAAACAGUUACCUGCAAAACUUUCUCCUAGUGCUUCUAAAGGUUCAAAGUUCAGUGAUUCAGAGCCCGGAACAUCAUCGCCUUUACAGAGGUUCUCUGUCAGAACUGCUUCUUUAGGAUCCAGUGAUUCGCUUAAAGCCUCUAAACCUAGCAAAUUGAAUAAAGGAAGCCACCCUGGUGGAAAUAGGUUAACCCGUUCAGUGUCAACAUUGCCUGAGCCAAAGAAAGGAAAUAGUGCUGUAACACCUGAUACCAAGGUAUCCAUGGCCAGGAUUAGAAGAUUAUCUGAGCCAAAAAUAAUUAGCAGUCCAUAUGUUUCUUCAGUGAAGCCACGAAGCGCUGAACCAUCAUCAAAGCCAAAAUCAUUUAACGGGCCUGAGAGUAAGAAAAUAUCGGCAAUUGUGGACUAUGAUAAAACCAAAGCUGCUUCUCUUCCAGAACUAAAAGUUAGAAAAUCUAAAGAAACUGAUGUUACUCAUGGCAAAUCAGCAGCAAAAGAAUCAACACAGAAGGUCAAUGGAACUAAAUCUUCUACCACUUCUGAAGGCAUUGAAAUGAAGAGGAAUAAGGACAAAAAAUCACAUCAUAGUGAUGGGGAUGACAAUGUGGUUAUUGAGAAGACUGUUGUGAUGCUUGAAUGUGAGAAACCGUCUGCUGCUGUGCAAAAGAGAAAAGAAAUUGUGGAAUUUAAGAAGGGACAUUCUGAUGGUGACAAAGUAGUUGAGAAAACCAAGGCAGUGUCAGAUUAUGUUGCUAUUCAUGCGCCAUUGUCACCACUAACCAUUGAUGGAGCUGAUAAAGAACCCAUGGAACACCAAUCACAGGAAAAGCCCUCUUCAUAUGAGGUGAUGACAGGAAACUCUGGCAAUUCAGAGAAGGAAUCACCAAAAUUUUCAGGCAUCAAUGAUAGUGAAAAACCAUAUAAAGCCCCAUUUGCUCGGGUCUCUUCUAUGGAAGACCCUUGUACUACUAAUUCAGAGUACGGAAGAGCACCCGCCACGAAUAUACAGAUUGUGGCAACAGGGACAGAGACUGUUAAAGCUCAUGUUUCUGAUUCUAAAAGUUUGAAACUAGAAAAGAUUCCGGAAGCGUUGGAUAAACCUCUGAUAAAAGAAUCAUCAAAAGGUUUUAGACGGCUGUUGAAGUUUGGGAAAAAGAAUCAUAGCUCAGCUACAAGCGACCGUAAUAGUGAAUCUGACAAUUUUAGUGUCUAUGGUUCUGAGGCAGAUGAUGUUGGCACAAAUUUGGCUUUCUCUAGUGAAGUUCAUACAUUGAAAACUCUGAUCUCUCAAGACGAAACCCCUAUUCCUGCUGCUACUCCACAAAAGCCUUCCCGAACUUUCUCUUUGUUGUCUCCCUUCCGGAGCAAGAAUAGUGAAAAGAAGCUGACAACUUAACAUUACAGAUGCUACUGGAGCUGUGAGUGAGGAAGCUGCAAAUUGGUUCAAAUGUGCCAUUUGGCUGUGCAUAGUUACAGAUUUUGUGCUUUAGUUAGUUUCCAGACUUACAAUGUGCAGGGGAGAAAAAUAUAUAUUUGAAUGUAUUACAAUGUAAGUAAUAAAAAUUGGUGUUUGUACAUUAGCAAUAAUUUAUUCUGUAGUAUUGUUGGUGAAUCA
Messenger RNA from Mangifera indica (mango), 4520 nucleotides. RefSeq names its product COP1-interacting protein 7-like. The record is from RefSeq and is a predicted model, not a curated record. Lineage: Eukaryota; Viridiplantae; Streptophyta; Magnoliopsida; Sapindales; Anacardiaceae. Bases 324 to 4301 code for a protein of 1325 amino acids. The transcript is spliced from 13 exons.